UUUCUCAAACAUUUCUGAGCCGCCACUUUGUCUCUCAAACUCUCACCAUCUCACGACACAAGUUGCUCUCUCUCAAUCUCUCCCAGAUCAGUGACAGUCACGGUCACCAUCUCUCACGCCGGCGCCGACAUUGCUUCUUCCCUACGCCGGACGCCGUAGCUCGACUUUUUUUGCCGCCGUUCCUUCCCUUCAUAGCCAGCCGAAGCUCUGGCUGCCUUUCCUUCCCACCGUCGCCAGCCAGAAGCCCACCUCUAGCAAUCGUCGGCCUCCACGUCCCGAAGCCACCGUCGCUAUUUACAAGUCAAGUGACCGGACCAAGGGAGCAUGUGGGAGUUGUGGUUGUUGCAUUGUUUCCCAUCUUCAUUCCAGUCCAUUUCUCUUUUUCUUGAGAAUUGUAACAAUGGACAUCAAUGAAGUCGAUGAUGAUGAUGAGUUCGGAUUCUCAAGAAACUACUUUCUGGCAAAGGAGUUCAAGGGUUCCACGAAAAAAUCGAAUCAUAAGCUCUCAGACAUCGAUCUUGUUGAGGAACAGGAACUCAGAACUGCAGUGGCUAACAUUGAGCCCAAACAUGAGAAAGAGGUUGAGGAAGUAGUGAGAAGCUAUAAGACAUUGUACCAGAGAUGGGUUUUCAAGCUUAGGUGUGGAUUUAACCUUCUAAUGUAUGGAUUUGGAUCUAAGAAAGCCUUGAUUGAAGAUUUUGCUUCGACUGCAUUGACCGAACAUUCUGUAUUUGUAAUCAACGGCUAUCUUCAGUCAAUAAAUAUAAAACAGGUCUUGAUAGCCUUGGCUGAAGUUAUGUGGGAUCAGUUGAAGGCCAAACGAAAGAAUUCUUCAGGUAAUUUGUCAAGAGGAGCUCAGCAGCCUUUUAAUUCUAGAUCCAUAGAUGAUCUUCUUGAGUUUUUGGAUGAACCACAAAUGGAGGAGAAGGAAAGUUUUAUAUGCAUCAUCGUUCACAAUAUUGAUGGGCCUGGAUUAAGAGACUCUGAAACUCAACAAAUUCUUGCACGCUUAGCUUCUUGUUCCAGUAUCCGUAUUGUUUCCUCCAUUGACCAUGUGAAUACACCUCUUUUGUGGGACAAGAAGAUGGUUCACACGCAGUUCAACUGGUGCUGGUACCAUGUUCCUACUUUCGCACCAUACAAGGUUGAAGGAAUGUUUUUCCCUCUGAUUCUGGCAAAUGGAAAUACUGGUCAGAGUGCCAAAACAGCUGCACUAGUUUUGCAAAGUUUGACACCCAAUGCUCAGAGUGUUUUCAGAGUUCUUGCAGAGUAUCAGCUGUCUCAUCCUGACGAAGAAGGGAUGCCGGUUGAUAAUUUGUAUAGUACAUGUCGGGAACGCUUCCUGGCAAGUAACCAAGUUACUCUUAACUCCCAUUUGACAGAAUUCAAAGAUCAUGAGUUGGUCAAGACUAGACGGCAUUCUGAUGGGCAGGACUGUUUGUAUAUCCCUCUCACUGCAGAAGCACUGGAAAAACUUCUACUCGAGAUAAGUUAGUUGUGUACCUAAAGCUGUGUAUUAUUUUUCUUUCUCAUAUUUCACUCAAUUGUAGCACAUAUAAUUAUUGAAUUCAGUGGAAGAUUCUGAUUUUGAUAUUUGAGUAUUUGAAUUCAUUUCAACGAA
Molecule: messenger RNA, 1621 nt
Organism: Humulus lupulus (European hop)
Lineage: Eukaryota; Viridiplantae; Streptophyta; Magnoliopsida; Rosales; Cannabaceae
Product: origin of replication complex subunit 2
Exons: 8
Coding region: 401-1495 (364 amino acids)
Biological process (GO): DNA replication
Cellular component (GO): nucleus; nuclear origin of replication recognition complex
Molecular function (GO): DNA replication origin binding
Source: RefSeq, a predicted model, not a curated record